CGAGUUAACGCGAGAUUAUGUUUCCAACGUAAACUAAAUUGCAAGCUAUAAAAUUAAUAACCAAAAAAUAUCAAUGAUUUAAAUACUUAAAGGUUGAGAGUCAAACAUUAGAAAGAUGGAUUUUCAAGGACUGCCACAAGAUUUUGGCAUGCCACUGCUUGAUGGGGAUGAUUUCUUUAAGAAUCUUGAUACCAUGGAACAAGACUUUAUGAUUGAGGGAGAAAUUGCCGACUAUGAUGAGGAUGGUGAACUUGAUCUUGGCGGAUCGGAAGGAGAUGAUGAUGAAACAUAUAUUGAAUCCCCAGAUUACCCAGAUACCCCAGAUGAGAGAUUGUCUCGGCAGGAACAAUUACGUAUGAUGCAUUUACGAAGUCAUCUCAACCAGUUAACAGAAAAAGUGAAACAUCACCAGUAUAUGACAGAAAAAACAAGAGAUGAGAUGAAGCAGUGUCGUAGUAAGAUUUCAGAGCUAGAGGCAGAAAGGAACCAGGUCAGAGAUGAAAUACAACAGAAAGAAUCAACCGGGAACCAAUCAGCUGUUUACAGACUUAGAGCUCAGCAUGACAGAUUGAGUCAAGAGAUCUUGGACGAGAAACAAAUAGAGAAACUUAUCUCUGACAGGCUAGAUAAAGAAGAAUAUGAGCUUAAUAAGGUUGAAGUUGAAAGAGGUAAAUUCCUAUUGGCCGAAGAUGAGCUUGUAAAGAAAGAGGACAGAUUAGCUAAAGAAAAAACAGAUCUUGCUAUUCGUAGACUACGGAAAGAAGAGAGAAAAGCCUUCCAGGCAGAGAAAAAUAUGAGAAAUAAACAACGACUCCAGCAAGAAAUCAUGAAGGAGAGGCAGAGACAGUCAGAAUACAGAGCAAAUAAUGCUAAAGAAAGUCAGCAGAAACAUAGAAAAUUUGUUGAUGAUACUAUGAAUAAGAUGAAACAACGCCAAGAAGAGGAAAAUCAGCGUUAUAAGCAAAACAUGCAGACAAAAAUGGACAUGCUACUGAAGUUAAAGAGUGAUAUCACUGCAAACAGGGAGAACAAAAAAGCUCUCCGUGGGAAAAAGCUCCCAGAAGAAGAGGGGCCAGAAAUUGAACAAAUUCGUCAAAAAAUUUUGGGGAAGGGAGGCAACCGAAAAGAUUUUUUCUUAUAAAAAACGUAUAAGUGUUUUGAAAAAAAAAAAUUUCGUAAGAACUUUGAAAAUGAACAGAAGGAAAAGCAGGCAAGUGUGAUGGAAAAGAUACUGAUUGAGGAGGAAAGAAUGCGUCGUAGAAAGCAACAGCAACCGUUACUCUGGGAUGAUCCUCAACGUGAAAAAACAAAGAUACUUGGACCACCUAAGAAGAGGCCGCUGAAAACAUUUCAAGAAUACACCAAGAUGAGUGUAGAAGAAGAUCUUAAGUUAAAUCUCAGAGAUUCAUUAGACGAGAAUAUUUUUGAGAAACUGGAUGAUGAGAAAUUAGAUACAGCAGAUACUGACAUGCAUGAAAAGAUUGUUCCACAAAGGGAAGUCGAGAGCAGUGACUCCAGUGAUGAUGAAGAUAUUGGCGAGAAUGCCGUGGACCUGGCAAAACCGGAGUUUGAGGGAUUAUGGGACCAUCAUAAACCUUAUAAAGUACCAAAAGAUACAGAGUCAUCUCCCCUGAAAACUCUUGGUGCCUCAAAAAUGGACAAGGCAAUUUUAAAUCAAGUUUUGGAGAAGCACCGCGCGGGUAUUGUAGUGAAGCAGGUUGCUGCAGGGAGAGAGUUUUCGGGGUGUCCGUUCUAUAGUAAACCUGACGUUAUCCAUUUCAAGGAUUUUGACGUUGGUAAAUCAUACAAGAAGAAAGUUACGCUCACCAACGUGUCUUAUACGGUGAACUACUGUAAAUACAUAGACAUAACUGAACGUCUCAAAGAUUUCAUUAACAUCCAUUUUGAUCCACCUGGACAGAUGUCUGCUGGUCUUACAUGUGAAAUGUUGGUUUCAUUUAAACCGAUGAUAAAUGAGGACCUAGAAGGUGAAGUGAAGUUUCUCUCACAGACUGGGCCAUUUUCCAUUCCGCUGAAAUGCACAACAAAAAAAUGUGAUUUGUCAGUUGACAUGGAUACCAUACAGUUUGGUACAACAGUCAUAGAUGAAACGCUCAAGAGAACAUUCACCCUGACAAACAAAGGAGCCCUCGGCACAACUUUUGAGUUCUUUAAACUCACAGGAAUGAAAGCAAAGACAGCUACAAGUGCCCAAACCUCUCUUGGAAGAAUGACAACAGGUAAUGAGUCUACACAGCCGUUGAGUCCCGAACCCACUGAGGUUGAUAAAUCGAAGAAAGAGACUACAAUAGAGAAAAAAACUGACGCUGAAACAUCGAAAGGUGGUGAAGAAAGUCAGGUUGUGACCUCUGAAGGUCAGGAGGGUACCCAAGAAGGUCAAACUGAAGGUCAAGCUGAAGAAGGUGAAGCCGAGGAAAAUGCCUCACCAGACCUUGCUGUCAGUGAAAUGGACGACUAUGGUUCCCUGGAUGGAAUGAAAGCCGGGCCCAUUUCUGCAGGGGAAAUUGGACCAUUUGCGUCUACAAAACUUGAAAUUAUUUGGAACCCCUCUCUCCCAGGAAAAGUUGACUCUGAGUUUCUUAUCACCUUCAAUGAUCCGUUGUCAGAAAGUAUACCUGUUCGAGCUCUAGGAAAUGCUAUAGAUGUGCCUGUAUGGGUGGAAAGACAGACUGUGGACCUGAAAAUAUGUUUGUUUGACAGAUUGUAUCAGGAUACCAUUCUAGUGAAAAACAGGGCUACAACAGCACUGCGCCUGAAGUUCGAAGUUUGCAAAGAGCUAAGAAAUCAUCUUGAGCUUUUACCAAAGACAGGGUAUAUCCAGGCACAGUCACAGUUCUCUGCACAACUUAAAUUCUUACCCAGGCAAAGUCUAUUUGAAGAAGGGGGCAAAUAUUUUGACAAGGAAACAGGAGUGUUGGAAGCGCCUAUGACAAUCAGAGUAGCUGAUCAGACUGCUCCAGUGCCGUUUACAGUGACUGCUGUGGUUACAAACUCGGACAUGGUGUUCGAUACAACAGAUAUUAACUUUGGAGACUGUACGAUCUACGAAUCUACAAAAACUACAAUCAAGCUUACUAAUAAAUCAAUUUUACCACAGGAGUUUGGUUUUGUUGGUCAUCCUGAGUAUGUAGAGGUACAGCCAAAUGACGGGUUCGGAACAUUGUUGCCACUAGAAACGAUAGAGCUAGAAGUUAUUUUUAGCCCGAAAAAGGCCAGAGACUACAAGUUUGAACUUAACUGCAAGUCUCUGAUAAAUAGAGAAUUUAAAAUUCAGUGUAAAGGCGUUGGCGUUCUCCCACCAUUGGAUCUUUCACACCAAGUGAUCCAUUUUGCCGCCACGUCUCUUUACGAUGUGUCUACAGCCGGACUUCAUGUGAUCAACUCUCACACCAGCAUGAACGAGUUUACACACCCUGUUCCUAGAAUUGGAAAAGGAGAAAUUGCACCUGUUGGUCCGACUUCAUUUGAAUUUGUGGUACCAGAAGGUGCACCUGUUACAAUAUCGCCAUCUGUUGGGACUAUCCAGCCAGGGGAGAAAACCAGAGUACAGAUACGUUUUGCACCGACAUUGAAUGAAGAUGAAAUACGUACUGAGGCUGUUAGAAUGGCCACGCGGCAGAUGGAGCUGCAGGCAGAUAAAGAGUAUAAAGAGGCAUUAAAACGGCAAAAAGAAGCGGAGGAAGCCCAGACACCAAAAUUUAGAGUGAGAGGAAAAUACCAGAAAUCAGCUCCUGCAGCCGGGAAGAAAGGUGCUGCCCCGCCUAAAGGAGGGCCUCCUAAAGGUAAACAAACUCCUGGAAACACUAUGCUGACAGUGACGGGGCCAACCCCUGUAGUCCCCCCUAAACCGGAGGAUAUUACCAAAGAUUCUUCAGCCUAUGCAGCAGCUGUUGGAUCCCUGUUACGACAGUUUAAGGGUAAAUUUCAGUCAUUGACGGUACCAUGUUACGUUGCGUCUGGUGAAACUACAAACCCUGGAGAGCUUCCUUACAGCACCAGUAACACGCUAUAUCUGGAAAUCCACUGCCCAGCAGUGAAGCCCCCUCUGGUGGUCAUUUCUGAUAGCGGAAGGACAGUCACAGACUUUGGUGAAGUAUCCCUAGGACAGAAUAUAUUCAAGUCUAUUACCAUACAGAAUAUUUCAAACAGGACUCAGGAGUUAUCAGCAACUGCAUUAGAUACUAUGGGUCCAUUUCAAGUGAUGAAUGCAUUUAGAGUUCUUCCCCCUGAUGCAACACAUACAAUGUUAGUUUCAUUUACUCCAAGUGCUGGCAGAGUGUUUCAAGAAACUCUUAGUAUUAGUUGCCUAACUGCCCAGUUACACAUCAACCUGGUUGGUAAAGGAGUGAGCCCCCUUAUCAGUUUGUCACCUGCUAUAGCAGAAGACGGUGUCAUGGAUAUGGGGGCUGUUCUUGCAGGAGAGUACAUAGAAAAAACAUUUAAGAUGCAAAACACCUCUUCGUUAUCGAUAGAUUAUUCUAUACGAUUGGAGAGCCUGUCUUUAUUACGGCAUGCCCACGCUCAAGAACUGCCAAAAUUCCUCGAUGGCAAAUCUAAAACACUUGUAGGGGUGCAGAACAAUAAUGGUCAAAAUGUAUUUGAUCUUGUACCAGCGGAAGGGACUAUAGUUCCAGGAGGAAAUGUUGAGAUUACCGUGACCUUUGCCCCUGAUCAUGCCAGUGACAACUAUUCAGAUGGGGUUAAAAUAGAAUUAUUUGGAAAGGAGGAAUGUCAAGCGUUCCAGAUAAAGGGCAUUUCUAAGCAACGCAUCAUGUUUUUAGAGGGCGGCGACCCAAUUAAACCAGAACUUGAAUCUCUUGCUGUGAAACCUUUACCACAAUUGGACGAGGAAGAUCUUAGACUGCAGUUGCCAACAGUUUUAAUGACGUUCAGAUCCGUGGCUAAAGACGAUGCAUACCAGCCUGCCAGUAGAGAUAUUAUGAUUGGCUGUGUUAGAACCAUGGCCGUUAGUCAGAAAAAGGAUCCACCAAAACCAGGAUAUCGGGAUAAGGCAAUACGGAAUGGUGAAUUUUCGUUUGAAAAUGUUCAACUGAUAGCACCAAAAGGCUUUACGAUUGAGCCACAGAAGGGCAUGGUAGAGGCUGGUAUCUUGAAGCCUGUAACUAUAACAUGGACGCCACCUGCUGGAUA
This is a messenger RNA of Ruditapes philippinarum (Manila clam), 5172 nucleotides long. Its product is annotated as cilia- and flagella-associated protein 74-like. The record is from RefSeq and is a predicted model, not a curated record. NCBI's taxonomy places the organism in Eukaryota, Metazoa, Mollusca, Bivalvia, Venerida, Veneridae.